This is a messenger RNA of Culex quinquefasciatus (southern house mosquito), 1425 nucleotides long. RefSeq lists its product as uncharacterized. Lineage: Eukaryota; Metazoa; Arthropoda; Insecta; Diptera; Culicidae. Gene Ontology annotation, molecular function: nucleic acid binding; zinc ion binding. The transcript has 2 exons. Bases 1 to 1425 code for a protein of 474 amino acids. The record is from RefSeq and is a predicted model, not a curated record.
AUGUCGGUGGUUUCGAGCGCGGCAAGCGCAAAGAGCGUGAAGAGCACAAAAAGCGCCAAAAACAAAGAGGACGAUGAGGUGGCGAACAAAGUGAAGUUGCUUGUCCGGAAGCGUGGCCAAGCGAUGGCGAAGGUGACCAACACCAAGAAAACCGUCGACACGAUCGGAAACCUAACCCCAGCGCAGCUGCUCGUGUUCCAGAAGCAGCUCAACAACUACUACUCGGAGUGGCACUUCUACCACGACCAGAUACUGGAUCUGGUCGAUGAUGAGCAGGUGCAGGACCACAUGGACAACUGCAACAAAUUCGAGGAGCACUACGCGGUGGUGCUGACCGUCCUGGAGACCGUGUCCCUGGCGCAAGCAGCUCCGGCCCGGCAAGAAGAGAAAGUCGUCUUUCAGCAGCAGCCGCUGAAAGUUCCGAUGCCGAGCUUCGACGCUGCCGGCUUCAUCGACGCGAAGACAAUCAACGACAACAACUACGAGCACGCAUGGAACAUGCUGGAGGAGCAAUACGAGAACUUGCGGAUCAUCGUGGAUACCCAUAUCCGUGGCCUCCUCAGUCUCAAGAAGAUGACCAAGGAGUCGUACAAGGAGCUGAAAGAGCUACUGGACGAGUGCACGCGGCACGUCGCGAACCUCGAGUACCACGGUCAAGAGCUGACCGGAGUGUCGGAGUUGAUGGUAGUAAAUCUACUGUCGGAUGCCCUGGAAAAGGGAACGCGCAAGAAUUGGGAGUCGACGCUCGCUCGCGGUGAGUUGCCAACCUACGAGGACACCGUGGCUUACCUCAAGGUGCAGUGCAACGUGUUGGAGCGGUGCGAGGCUGCAAGUGCGUCAACUAAGAGUCCACAAACAAAACCUACUGCGGCGCCAAAAACGACGUCGUACAAGUCACACGCGGUCACGACAGCAGAGAAGGCAUCCACGCAGUGCGACUUCUGCGCCGGCGAUCACAUUAACUUCAGUUGCCCCAAUUUCGCCAAGCUAUCAACCAACCAGAGAACCGAAAAGUUGAAGGCGCACCGGCUGUGUUUCAACUGCCUGCAGAAGGGGCACAGCGCCAAAGAGUGCAGGUCGAAGAACUCCUGCAGAAAGUGUGAGAAGCGCCACCACACGUUGCUGCACUUCGAGAACGCUCAGCCAGCCAGAUCGUCACACGCCCAGUCGGCGCCCAAGCAGGAGGAGUCGAAGCCGAACGUGUCACCAAAGCCCGAGUCCGUGGAGCCGCUACCAAGUGGAUCAUCCGCAACGUCGUGUGUUUGCAACCAGCCUCAAGACUCCCAGGUGUUCCUGAUGACAGCCAUCGCGCAGGUAGUGGACAACAGCGGCGUAGAGCAUCAGUGUCGCAUCCUCCUGGACUGCGCCUCGCAGGUUAGCACCAUUCGUGCUGGCUUUGCCGCGAAGCUGGAUCUACCUAGGUAG